Molecule: messenger RNA, 4329 nt
Organism: Homalodisca vitripennis (glassy-winged sharpshooter)
Lineage: Eukaryota; Metazoa; Arthropoda; Insecta; Hemiptera; Cicadellidae
Product: inositol polyphosphate 5-phosphatase OCRL-like
Exons: 18
Coding region: 492-2765 (757 amino acids)
Biological process (GO): phosphatidylinositol dephosphorylation; signal transduction
Cellular component (GO): membrane
Molecular function (GO): inositol phosphate phosphatase activity; phosphatidylinositol-4,5-bisphosphate 5-phosphatase activity
Source: RefSeq, a predicted model, not a curated record
AAGGAUGGAAAUUACGCUCUUAUUGUGUUUCUGUCGUCACAGACACCUCCUAUUGCGUACUCAGAACUGACUGUGGAGCGGGUGCUACCCAUCAACUCUGACUUCAAAUGUGACAUUGACAGAUAGCAUCAUGUGGAGAAAUGGAGGAGUGUGUCAUCACAGCAGACGUGGUAUCUUGUGCUUCAAGUCACCCAAGCCAGUUCACAUUUAGGUCUCAACAUACGACAUAGUCAUUUAUUCUCUCAGAUGUUUUAUUUUUAAACUUAAACAGUGUUUUUUUUCAGAAUGUGUUGAGUGUUUCAAGUUUAAUAUUGUAAUUUGCUUUAGAAAGUUUAAAGUUUAAUAUUGUCAUUUGCUUAAAAAAAACAUUGAAAUACGAUAAAAUUCACUGAAUUCUGAUAUAGCAGACUUUUGUACAAUAUACAGAAAGCCGGCACCAAGAUGGCACUGAUGUUUAUAUUACCUCCAAAAAACUCAAGUUGCUAUUUGAAAUGACUCCUGACACCAAGACCAACAAUUUUGUCAGUGAAGUUCUUCGUGUCAUUGAGUUGCUUAGCAAGAAAAGGAGUGGUGUUCAGGACUUCUCUUGGCUCAACAAGUACAACCCGGCGACUCAAGGUGUUGAUGAGAAUGCAGAAGAUGCUCUGGCUGACCAUCUGCUGUUAGACAGUCCUGAGAUGGCGGUACCCUCUCGCCAGAGUAUUGCCAAGGGCCAUACUCCCAUCGCGGCCCGUGAGAGCGUUAUCCGCUAUCAGAUGGCCAUGAAGGAGGAUGACUACACUUACACCCAAACUCUUAGGGUAUUUAUUGGUACUUGGAACGUUAAUGGACAACCUCCAACUGUGUCGUUGGUGGAGUGGUUAGCCUCGGACCCUGAGCCUCCAGACAUCUAUGCGGUUGGUUUCCAGGAGCUGGACCUCAGCAAGGAAGCCUUUCUCUUCAUGGACACUCCUCGCGAAGAAGAAUGGAAACAAGCAGUGAUAGCAGCUCUGCACCCUAAAGCCCAGUACCACAAGGUGUCGCUGGUGAGGCUGGUGGGCAUGAUGUUGCUGGUGUUCGUACAGAAACAUCAUAUGGCUUACGUCCGCUCGGUCGCCUCCGAGACUGUUGGUACCGGCAUCAUGGGAAAAAUGGGUAACAAGGGAGGAGUAAGUGUGAGGAUGGAGCUCCAUAACACUUCCAUUUGCUUUGUGAAUUCUCAUUUAGCUGCUCAUGUUGAGGAGUUUGAGCGACGUAACCAGGACUUCCACGACAUCUGCGCUCGUACCAGUUUCACCAUGUUCCUGCCACCCAAGGGGAUCAAGGAUCACGACCAGGUGUAUUGGCUGGGAGAUCUCAACUAUCGGAUAACGGAACUGGAUCCUCGGGUGGUGAAGGAGUUUGUGGAGCAGCGCAACUACCGGCCGGUACUGGAGUAUGAUCAGUUGCGCCAACAGCACCGCCAGAAGACAGUGUUUGCUGGCUACACCGAGGGAGAGAUCACGUUCAGACCCACCUACAAGUACGACCCAGGAUCGGACGAGUGGGACUCGAGUGAAAAAAAUCGAGCACCAGCGUGGUGUGACCGUAUUCUGUGGCGUGGAGAAGGAAUGAAACAGCUGACAUAUCGCAGUCACCCACAACUGCGUAUCAGUGAUCACAAGCCUGUCAGUGCUAUCUUCAUGUCAGACGUGAGAGUAAUUGAUGCUGUCAAGUAUCGCAAGAUACAUGAGGACGUGAUGAAGAAACUGGAUAAGCUGGAGAACGAGUUCUUGCCUCAAGUCAUGGUAGACAACACAGAGGUCAUCUUUGAUACAUUGAGGUUCCUAGAGCCUCAGACCAAGGAACUCAUCAUAGCCAACACAGGCCAGGUCCCAGUUCAGUUUGAGUUCAUCAAGAAAUUAGAUGAUCCCAACUAUUGCAAAGAAUGGCUUAACAUUGAACCUUAUACAGGGUUCAUCAUGCCAGGAGAGAAAUGUGAUAUUAGGUUAGAAGUAUACGUGGACAAGAAGUCAGCAUGCAAGAUGAACUCUGGACAAGACAAGCUGUAUGAUAUCCUGGUCCUUCACUUGGAUGGUGGAAAGGAUAUCUUUAUAACUGUUACUGGUUCAUAUGAGAGAAGUUGUUUUGGAUCUUCUAUUGAAGCUCUUGUCCAUAUGAAUGUGCCAGUAAGGGAAAUACCAGCUGGAAAAAUUAUCGAAUUGGAGAACUGUAAGGGGGAUGCAGGUCCGCCGUACAUGGUUCCAAAGGAGGUCUGGUACCUCGUGGACCAUCUGUACCGCCAUGCGCUCAAGACCCAACACCUGUUUGAGAACCCUGGACUUCACAAUGAGUUGAUCCAGAUCCGGAACUGGCUCGACACCAGCCCCAAUGAGUCUUUACCGGGGAGUGUUCACUCUGUGGCAGAGGCCCUGCUGCUGCUGCUGGAGUCAACUUCAGAGCCUAUCAUCCCUUACAACCUCCACAAUGUUUGCUUGAGUGCUUCCUCCAACUAUCUCCAAUGCAAACAGAUUGUAAUGCAACUGCCAGACCACAGCAAGAAUGUCUUCCUCUACCUUUGUUUCUUUUUGCAAGAGUUGCUUUCACAUUCCAGUGAUAACCAACUGGACGGCAAAACUCUAGCCACUUUGUUUGGUGGCAUCUUCAUCAGAGAGCCACCACGCAGUCGCAACCCGAGCUCAGCCCGCACCAAGUCCAAUCAGCAGGAGGCCGACCGCAAGAAGGCCAACUUUGUGUACCAUUUCUUGGUGAACGACACGAGCGAGCUGGUGAUGGGUUGCUCGUAGACGCGUGUCUCUGCACAGCGCAGGCCAGUGUAGUUCUAGUCUUGCCAGAACCUUGGCGAACUGCUCUUUGUAUUUGUUCUCACAACAUAUUAAAAGUCAUAAUACACCAAAUAUUAGAAAUAUAUUUCUUCUAUAUUAUAGCGCUAAAUAGUAGGAAUCAAUUUUUGUGUGGUUAACAUCGUGUUUGCAAAGUUUAUUGUUGUAAAACAAUAAAUAAUUAAGUUGACUAUAUUUACAAGGCGUAAGUUAAAAAAGUUGGCUUUUUUAAGUUCAAUGCUAUACAAAAAGGGAAACUUAAAGUAUUAAAAAGUUUCCUAAUCCAUCUUGGAUUGGGCUAUGAAUAAUGAAAAGAAAGUCAUACAUGUUUAAGUAUUGUGUUCCAUUAAUACAUGAAUAUCGUUUAGUAUAAGAUAUAACAAUAUGAAUAACCAAAGUUGGUUCUAUAAAUUUAUGCAUUAACAUGAGAUUUAGAGAAGCAUUUUAAAUGGCAGUUGUUCUAACUAAAUAUUGUAAUAAAAAUGUAUGUAUAUCACGUUGUAAAAGCUGUUGUUCAUAUAUUUUUUAUGCUGCAACAAAUAUAAAAUAUUUAUAAAAACUACAAAAAUAUGAAAUUUUCAAAAUAUUUUUACAUUUCUAAUUUAGACCUGGUCUUUCAACUUGCAUUUAAAAAAUCAUAGAGCUUUUUAAAAUGAACUUGUCGAAAAUACCUGAUGCUCAAAGGAUUGUUAAUAGUAAUUUUUGGAAUACCUAUCUUCCAUAUCAGAUGUACCAAACCACAGCAUAAAAGAUUAGCUAUCAGCUGAUCAGCAGCGGAACAGACACAAAAUAUUUAAAAAAAUAAGGUUAGCCACAGUAUGAAAACGAAAUUAUUUAUUUGUCUGUUGCAUCUAAACAUUUAUUAUGAGGAAUACCAAUGAUAUCUUGCGAAAAUAUGGUGAACUCGUGCACAGUGUAAAGUCAAAUGCCGACCAUGUAACCAGUGCGUUUGUCUACCUCAAUGGGUUAAGUAAAAAAAACGGAGGGUCCACAUCUGAUAGCCAUCAGUGGUCUUCAGCUGUAACUUCUAUUAACAUUUACUGAAUCUAUUGAGCCUAAUAUAUCUUUAUAAGGACAUUCUUAUUCUGUGAUCUCUGAUGGUCCAAUCAUGACGUACCUAAGAUAUCCUGAUAAAGGUACAAAUCAGUGAGAACCACUGGUGGUCCUCGUGGUGGUCAAUGUGUAAAUCGAACAGUGAUUGCGCAUGUCUGUCAAUAAUAUAACUGAAUAAUUCAUUAUAAUCUGUUUUUAGAACUAUAAUACUUUUAAUAAACAUGUAUGACAUUCCUAAUUCAUUUAAAUCUUGGUCGAAAUUAAUAAAAUUGUUUAUAUUAGAUAUUAAGUGUUUGUUUUAAUUGUAAAUUUUAGUGCUUGUAUUUAUCUAAUUAAGAAUAAUUAUUUAAUUAAUCUGAAACACCUUGUAUAAGGAAUAGAUAGUUACAAAUAACUUAUUGAAUACUAGUUUAUCCAAGAUUUUUAAUUCUGAAACAUUUUCUAUGCAGUAUUUCCAUCAGGAUCUUAAUUAGGA